AUGUCAAACCCCAUGACGGAGAACGCCAGUGAUCCCAGCGAGGGAUUCGGCCAGCUCGCCAAGAACUUGGAGUUUCUUCUCGUGAAGGUCGCACAGCUCGAGGCGGUUGCUAAGAUGCAGCACGCCGCGGAUGAGAGGCUGCGGAAGAGGCUGGACGGCACCGGACUCACCGGGAGGGCCUUGACCAUUGCCUUCGAGACCGCCAAGGCGGCGGGGAAUGGCGCCAAGCUUUCCCCGGCAACUUCGACCGCGGAGAUGGCCGCGGCUAUCAUCAAAAAGGGAGGCGGGGUGCCGAAUUUCACGGACCCUAGUGCCACCACGAGCAUCUCUCAUUUGCGAUUCCCGGCAUUGAGGCUUUAA
Molecule: messenger RNA, 360 nt
Organism: Symbiodinium sp. CCMP2592
Lineage: Eukaryota; Dinophyceae; Suessiales; Symbiodiniaceae
Source: the annotation of a GenBank genome assembly